UUACUCCUUCUCAAACUCUCCAAUGCAUUGCUCCAAACACCUCACCAGUGCUUCCCAUCUCAGAAGCAGAUAAACGCGCAUUCUGCUGGACCGGACACCUUCUUCUUGAAAUCUAGUCUGCAGAUAUUCAAGGGUGUUGCGACAAAGAAAAUCCUCCUAAAUGCUGACAGAGCCGUGUGGCCUGAUGGGAUCGGACGUCAGAGACCUGAGCGCCCUGCUUCCUGCGGUCCCGAACGCAAACUGUUCCCUGCCUGUCGGCGGAGCUCCGCAGUGGGGACCGAUGCUGGACUUUCACCCUGCCUCCCCGUACGGAUCUCUUCCCUCCCACUCCUUUGUCAAACAGGAGCCGGGCUGGGGGCCCGCAGACCCUCACGAGGAUCCGCACUGCGGUUUGGGGGCCUUCACCGUGCACUUCUCGGGGCAGCUCACAGGGAUGCAUGGGCCGUUUGCUGAUUCUCCGUCCAGCCAGAGCAGGAUGUUCUCCAGCGGGUCUUAUCUGCCAGGCUGCAUGGACAGCCCUCCUGCCCCGCGCAACCAGGGUUAUGGUACAGUAGCAUUAGAUGGAGCUCCCAGUUACGGACACACACCUCACCACACUCCACCAUUCCCCAACAAUACCUUCAAACACGAGGACCCCAUGUCCCCCCAAAGCAGCAUGGGUGAGCCGCAGUACUCCGUCCCACCGCCUGUCUACGGGUGCCACAGUCCUCCUGACAGUCUUUUGAGAAAUAGCUUCAACAGUGGUGAUAAUCUCUACCAAAUGGCGUCUCAGUUGGAAUGUGUUACCUGGAAUCCCGUCAGCUCGCUGACACCCAGCAUAAAGAGUCACAGUGGCGGUUAUGAGGCCGAAGCGUCUGCAGGAGCUCCGCUGGUGUACAGAUGCAGCACUCAGUAUCACAUACACACCCAUGGUCUGUUCAGAGGAGUACAGGAUGUGCGGAGUGUACCAGGCAUCACUCCCUCCAUUAAAUCAUCAGAGAGCAGUGAGAAACGACCUUUCAUGUGUUCUUACCCUGGCUGCAGUAAGAGAUACUUCAAACUGUCCCACCUGCAGAUGCACGGCAGGAAACACACAGGUGAGAAGCCCUAUCAGUGCGACUACACAGGCUGUGGCCGCAGGUUUUCCCGAUCUGACCAACUCAAGAGACACCAGCGCAGACACACAGGUGUCAAACCCUUUCAGUGUGAGACGUGUCAAAGAAAGUUUUCACGCUCAGACCAUCUUAAGACCCACACUCGGACUCAUACAGGUGAGAAGCCGUUUACGUGCCGCUGGCCCAGCUGUCAGAAGAAGUUCGCCCGCUCAGAUGAGCUGGUCAGACAUCACAGUAUGCAUCAGAGAAACGUGAGCAAACUCCAGUCUGCUGUUUGAGACACUGUACAUACACUGGAUCUAAACAAACACACAGAUGCUGAGAAACUCUCAACAGUCGAGACCUGGCAGUCAGUGAACUGAUAACAUGAAGUCACAGCAAAAUGCAAAUUUACUACAU
Molecule: messenger RNA, 1493 nt
Organism: Sinocyclocheilus anshuiensis
Lineage: Eukaryota; Metazoa; Chordata; Actinopteri; Cypriniformes; Cyprinidae
Gene: wt1b
Product: WT1 transcription factor b
Exons: 10
Coding region: 161-1372 (403 amino acids)
Biological process (GO): regulation of transcription by RNA polymerase II
Cellular component (GO): nucleus
Molecular function (GO): DNA-binding transcription factor activity, RNA polymerase II-specific; RNA polymerase II cis-regulatory region sequence-specific DNA binding
Source: RefSeq, a predicted model, not a curated record